Molecule: messenger RNA, 3554 nt
Organism: Ahaetulla prasina
Lineage: Eukaryota; Metazoa; Chordata; Lepidosauria; Squamata; Colubridae
Gene: PNP
Product: purine nucleoside phosphorylase
Exons: 6
Coding region: 90-971 (293 amino acids)
Biological process (GO): nucleoside metabolic process
Cellular component (GO): cytoplasm
Molecular function (GO): purine-nucleoside phosphorylase activity
Source: RefSeq, a predicted model, not a curated record
CCUCCGUUCUCCCGCAGAGCGACUCGAUUCCCUGGAGGAACCUUCGAAAGCGGCGUGAAGAAAAAAAAAAAAGUCACCGACUCGCAUCCAUGGCCAACCAGCGGGAAGAAAGAUACACCUAUGAGGAUUGUAAGCGGACAGCAGAUUGGCUCCUGAGUAAAACCAAGCAUCGGCCCCGAGUAGCUAUCAUCUGUGGCUCAGGGCUUGGGGGGCUGGCUGACCUCCUGAAGGAUCAAGUGGUGUUUGAUUAUGCUAAGAUACCCAACUUUCCCCAAAGCACAGUUGUAGGCCAUGCUGGCAGGCUGGUGUUCGGAAACUUGAGUGAGACGCCGACUGUGGUGAUGCAAGGGCGCUUCCAUAUGUAUGAAGGCUACCCAUUGUGGAAGGUGACCUUCCCAGUUCGGAUCUUCCACCUGCUUGGCGUUGAAACCCUGAUUGUCACCAAUGCAGCUGGGGGGCUCAAUCCUGCCUUCAAAGUUGGGGACAUCAUGGUGAUCCAGGACCACAUCAACAUGCCUGGGUUUUCUGGGCAGAACCCUUUGAUGGGACCGAACGAUGAGAGGUUCGGCGUCCGCUUUCCAGCCAUGUCGGAUGCCUACAAUGAAGACUUGAGAAAACUGGCUAUCACGGUGGCUUCUGAAAUUGGCUGUUCUGGCUGCAUGAAAGAGGGGGUGUAUUGUGCCUUGGGAGGCCCCAACUAUGAGACCAUCGCUGAAUGCCGCUUCCUGCAGAGACUGGGUGUCGAUGCUGUUGGCAUGAGCACAGUCCCUGAGGUCAUUGUGGCCCGUCACUGCGGCCUCCGAGUUUUUGGCUUCUCCCUCAUCACCAACAAAGCCAUUCUGGACUAUGACACCAAAGAGAAGGCCAACCACGAGGAAGUCUUGGAAGCCAGCCGCCAGAGUGCCCGCACCCUUGAGAAGCUGGUCUCCAUGAUGGUGCAGCGCAUCGAACCCAACAACAAUCUAGCCUAGGGCCCAUCCAGCUCAUGAUUGUCCGCGUGACUUUUGGGCAAGGAGAGAAUAUGCUUCUUAUUAAAUCCUGCUGCUAAGAUUCCUACUCUCGGAUGGUGCAGACAUUGUGGUCUGGGAACUUUGCCGAGAGUGGAAUUAACAUCUUUUUAAUCCUGCCUACUUGUCUGCCUCUGACCAAGAAGCCCAUUUUUGUCUGUCUGAUUUUGUCUUUCGGUGUGUUGCCUGUGCAUGUGGGUAGCUCAUGUCCCUUUUAUCUCAUAUGUUCUCUGUAAAACUCCUUCAGAAUCCCCGGUGGAGCAGACCACGUAGUCACCUCAUGUGGGCCUGUUUUACUUUAAAAUGGGGGAUGUGUGAGGAACCUAGAAGUCCUUUUCUCGUUUCAAAAUGGCCGUUCUCUCAUCAGGAACCUAGCAAGAACUGGUUGCUUGUUUUUUUAAGGUUCCAUUUUGUUUAUGAUUACAGGUUUGGGUUCAGUUUUCUGAACCGUUGUUGACCACCAAAUUCAAUCUGUUAGAUGUUUGAGUCUUCUCCUGUGCUUGGGCAUUUUGAACAGAAAGUCUUAACCUAUAUGCAAUAACUUGUCUGGCCUCUCAUGUUUCCAAUACUUGAAAUGUUAUUCACGGCUUCUCCUUGCAAGUUUCCUUUGGUCCUUGAGGUUUUCUGUUGAAGCUGCAUUUUAAUGUCUUAUUAAUUAACUUAUUUCCAACCACGCUUGUGCUCCAAAGAAGCUACUGAAUGGCUCAGAACUUGAAUCCAUCAUCUUCAGGCAAUAAGCCGGCGAGAUCCCAUAUUCACAAAAUGUAGAUGACGAUGAUAAGUGAAUGUCAGGAUCUAUGUCAAAUUUAACCCAUCUGAAUGCACCUCCAUAGCAACUAGAAUAAAAGACCCUCCUGCAUGUAAAAAUGCACCCAGGUCCCAAUUGUCCCAAAGGUGCUUUUUCAAGAGGCAACUGGACUUAAUCAAAGACCAGUUUCCUCUUGAAAAAAGCAUUUUUGGGGCUCUUGUAAGCCGAAAUCUGUAAGAAAUAGCCUACUCAGUUGUGUCUCGUUAUCUUUUAUGAUCAUAGUCCUAUGUUCUUGCUUAAGGGAAAAUUGGUAUCCUUGUGUGUUUUUCUGUCUUUGUUUUCCUUAGCUUCCAGAUCUACCAGGUUCCCAAUCAGUCAAUGGGUGGGAGAUUAAAAACAGAUUUCUGGUUUAACAAGUAAUGUGAUUGGACCAUUGAACCUGCUAGUCCACAGGGAAACUUGCACAGUUUUUGCAAGUAGCCGAUAGUCUUGAGAAUCCCAAAUUCAUUAUGUGAUCCAGAGCAUCAGGUGAAAACUUCAUCCACAUUCAGCUCAAUCCAGAGAUUCAUUUGCACCUAGCUACUUUCAGGUGCAGGUAGGGGAGCCCAUCUCCCAUCCUCUGUCAUAGCUGGGAAAAGGGAAUUCUCUAAUUAGUUACUGCUGUUAAUCAUAUCUUCUUAGCCUAAUAAUUCUGUCUGUUUGCAGGGGAAACAAUAGAAGGCAAAUUAUGGCGCAUAGUGAUGAUGUCAACGCCCACAUGUCUUUUUGACAUCAUUGUGGCUUGUUUCAAAUACUGGUGCUGCUCAUGGGUCUUGUUUGGAGUUCCCAGUGAGUCACCUUAUGCAUCCUCGUGUGAAGGAAUAAGUCUACAGGUGUGCUGGAAAUGUCUUUCCUCUUCUAAUGUGGUCCUAGGAUUCAGCAGCUUUUUCUGAUUUAAGGAUAAGUUGUUUCUGUUGCAGUGCCUGCUACAUUCUGGGAUGAAUACAUUCAUUAGGGACAGAGAUGUUGGAGAGGAGAUCUACUGAUGUGAAAGUUUGUGGCUCAGAUUUUUGCCAAGACAGAUGUGUACACUGUAGGGAACCAAACAAUUGUGAAAUCAUUCUGGUGUAUUCUCAUAUUUUCCAUAAUGUGCAAAACUUACCAGGUGGAAUUUUUGCAAGAGAGAAGUCAAUUGCAGCUUUAGCUCUUGCAUAUGCAAUUUCCCUUUGAGGCACAGUUGCAAAGUCCAGCUGAAAAGCUUGGCUUAAAGGCGACCUUCCAGGCACCGAAAUCCAGAACCCCCCUCCCCAAUAAUGUGAAUUAGCCUUUUCUGUUGCAUAAAGGUACUAUUCCAAAAUGCAGUUUUUGAUUUCUGCUGGUAAAUCCUUUCUCUUUCUCCCCCUCCACCCCGUUCACCUUCCUGAUUCCCUCUUUCCCCUUUUCUCUCCGUACGCCCUGGAGUCCAAAACAGGCUCUUGCUGUCUUUCAAAUCACACCGAGGAAUCAAAGCAGAAUCAAAGUUGAUGACAGAUGAUGGUUCACUAAGCCUGGAAUGUUUCAAAUUAGACAUAACGAAUAUAUAUAUUUUUAGAGUGUCCGCAGUCUGCACUUUUUAUUUAAACUACUGUAAUGGAGUUCCCCCCUUUUAUGAAUUAUAACAUUAACUAAAUAAUAAAGUUAAUUUGGAAUGAGAAGACCGUUGUGGUUUGUACCGAUCUUUUCGGGUAAGAUGAUGAAAGAAAGAAAGGAAAAACGAUUGUGAGAUUUCCCGAGCAGUUUCCAAAUUCCCUAACAUUUCAGUUCAAGAAAAAGAAUUUUUU